UGCAUUUAGGAUUUUGUGACAAAUUUAUUACUUUUCAUAGUUUUAUGUUUCGUGGUUCCGAUAAAGACGUCGAACUGCCAGAUUUUCCUCCAGUCGUCAUGCUUCGACCUAAAGUAUUAUCAGAUGUACUUGGACAAGCAAAUACAGGAGGGGUUCUUAACACACUGUUAUUGAACAAUGAUGGUUCAAUAUUAUCCCAUGCUGGUAGUGGUGAUAAGGAGGCUAAGGUAACAGCAGCUAUAGCAUCAAGUAUAUGGUCAGCAUACGAGAAAAAUGGCAAAAUGGCCUUCCAUAAUGAAGACUUACAAAUGAUAUUCAUGGACUGUGAGGAUGGUAAAGUUGCUAUUGCAAGAGUUGGUAAUCUAUUAUUGUGUUUAUAUGCAAAAGAAAGUGUAGGAUUUGGUAUACUAAAAGCAAAGGUACAAGMUUUGCGUAGUUAUCUGGAUGAGCCAUUGAGACAAGUUGUCACAUCAUGAUAGCCAAGAUUUAGAUUACGUUUUGAAGUAUUAAAUAAUUGUUAAUCAUCAUGGACUGUAAAUUGUAUUAGAUAUUAUAUUGUCUUCUGGUUAAUUCAACCAAAAUGAUUAUCCAGUUAUAGACAAAAAUCGAGAAUAUAUCAAUUCAAUACUUAAAAAUAUGUAACACAGAUGCUAUCUAAAAAGUAUGUCAAAUGUACUAGAURUGCUCCAUGUUUUUUAUCAAGUGUGUAGACAUUGUGUGGGAAAUAAAAUUUAUUUUGUAGUA
This is a messenger RNA of Exaiptasia diaphana, 744 nucleotides long. Its product is annotated as ragulator complex protein LAMTOR2. Gene Ontology annotation, cellular component: Ragulator complex. The transcript has 4 exons. Lineage: Eukaryota; Metazoa; Cnidaria; Anthozoa; Actiniaria; Aiptasiidae. Gene Ontology annotation, biological process: cellular response to amino acid stimulus; positive regulation of TOR signaling. The record is from RefSeq and is a predicted model, not a curated record. The coding region runs from base 45 to 476 and encodes 143 amino acids. Gene Ontology annotation, molecular function: guanyl-nucleotide exchange factor activity; molecular adaptor activity.